Molecule: messenger RNA, 897 nt
Organism: Kazachstania africana CBS 2517
Lineage: Eukaryota; Fungi; Ascomycota; Saccharomycetes; Saccharomycetales; Saccharomycetaceae
Gene: DIC1
Product: Dic1p
Exons: 1
Coding region: 1-897 (298 amino acids)
Biological process (GO): phosphate ion transmembrane transport; thiosulfate transport; malate transmembrane transport
Molecular function (GO): antiporter activity; succinate transmembrane transporter activity; thiosulfate transmembrane transporter activity
Source: RefSeq, a predicted model, not a curated record
AUGGAACAGCUGGCAAAUAUAUGUGUUCACACAGCAAUGUCCUCACAGAAAAUUACGUACCCGUGGUGGUAUGGCGGUGCUGGUGGUAUAUUUGCUACGGUUUGUACACAUCCGCUAGACCUCGCUAAAGUCAGACUACAAGCUGCUCCUUACCCAAAGCCUACUAUACCCGGUAUGAUAUCUCAAAUCAUUAGAAAUGAUUCCUUUCUGGGGCUCUAUGCCGGACUCAGUGCGUCAAUCUUGAGACAAUGUACUUACACAACGGCUAGACUAGGUCUGUAUAAUUUUAUAAAAGAAAAUGUAUUACCCAAUGAUUCUAUGAACUAUCUCUUAUUGGCAUCCAUUGUGAGUGGUGCAGUUGGCGGAUUAUUUGGAAAUUUUGCAGAUGUCGUUAACAUCAGAAUGCAAAAUGACUCUGCUUUACCAUCAAAUCUUAGAAGAAACUACAAAAAUGUGUUUGAUGGAAUAUACAAGAUCGUGAAAUAUGAAAAUGGGCUUAAGGCAUGUUUUAUCGGUUGGAAACCAAACGUACUGAGAGGUAUACUCAUGACAAGUUCGCAAGCAGUUACCUACGAUUCUACUAAAUUAAAGUUGGUCAAUAGUUUCCAUUUUAGCGAUAACAGUCACUGGACACAUUUUCUGUCAUCUUUAUUUGCAGGUCUUGUCGCUACGACGGUUUCCUCACCAGUAGAUGUAAUUAAGACAAAAAUAAUGAACGCAUUGGAGGAUUCACAUGGGAAAAAUACUUUCAAAAUACUAUCACAAGCAAUACGACAAGAGGGACCUUCCUUUUUGUUUCGAGGAUGGUUGCCCAGUUUUACUAGACUCGGUCCUCAUACAAUGCUAAUCUUUCUCACCAUGGAGCAACUAAAAAAGCAUAAAAUUGGCAUGUCCUAG